AUGGCGAUCUGUACUUAUAACGCAUGUACGCUUGCAUCGGAAGCGGCCAUCGAAGAUCUGCUGAUGCAAGCCAAGAAGAUCAAGUACGACGUCAUCGGACUGACCGAGACGAGACGACGUCACCCUCUCAACGCCGUAUAUGAAACUGGAGAAGAACUAUUCUUAGGAACAUGCGACAGUAGAGGUGUUGGUGGAGUUGAGGUCCUCGUCAACACGAGUAUGGCAAAGAGCAUCGACUCUUUUGAACAACUUAAGACCCGAAUCGGACGUCUGCGGAUGAGAAGAUGUGGCCCAACACCAGCUUUGACUAUUUUCGUCGCUUGCGCUCCAACAUCAAGCUACGAAGAAGAAGUGGAAGCUUUCUAUAUGGACCUGGAGAAGAUCUACCGAGAAGACCAUGCUUUUUACAAGGUCAUAAUUGGCGAUUUCAACGCCAAGUUUGGCCCAAGAAGAACGCCGGAGGAACUUCACAUCGGGACCCACAGCCUACAAUGGAAUGACCAGGGGGAGAGGCUCUCCGAGUUCAUCAUGAUGAUUAAGACCAUCCAUGGGAACUCGCAAUUCCAGAAGCCCUCCUCUCUACGCUGGACGUGGGAGUCACCCGGUGGAGGGUACCGUAAUGAAAUAGACCACAUCAUCGUCAAUAAAAGAGAGAGAAAUCCCAGGACUACCAUCAACUGGGAUCUCUUCGCUACGCUAGCCGGCUUUUGGGAAGAUUCCGCAUUGGACAACAUCGACGAGGAAUAUGACCGGCUUGUUGAACACCUUCACGACUGCGCGAAGAAGGCUGAGAGUUUUAAAACCACCAAGAGGCGCCUGUCUCUUCAAACUCUUGAGCUGAUACGCCAGCGUGGAGCAGCACGAGCCGCAGGGAACCAAGAACUCACGUUCGAGCUCGCAAGGCUUUGCAGAGAGGCGAUAAAGGAAGACCUUAAAGAGAGAAGAGCAGAAGUGCUGGCUGAAGCUGCAGAGGCGGGGAAAAGCAUCCGCUAUGCCCGUCGAGACUUCGCCAGUCGCAAGACGAGGAUGACUGCUCUCUGGAACCCAAAGGGAACAGCCAUUGCAUCGAGAAGGGGGAUGGAGAAAAUCAUCUACGACUUCUACGUACGGUGGUGUUGA
Messenger RNA from Necator americanus (New World hookworm), 1119 nucleotides. RefSeq lists its product as uncharacterized. The record is from RefSeq and is a predicted model, not a curated record. NCBI's taxonomy places the organism in Eukaryota, Metazoa, Nematoda, Chromadorea, Rhabditida, Ancylostomatidae. The coding region runs from base 1 to 1119 and encodes 372 amino acids. Gene Ontology annotation, molecular function: catalytic activity. The transcript is spliced from 2 exons.